AUGGGGCCGCCUUCCAGCUCUGGCUUCUACGUGAGCCGCACGGUGGCCCUGGGGCUGGCCGCGCUGGUGGGGGGGCCGCCGCUGGACGUCGAGCGCGCAGAGGUGCUGGGCCCUCUGUCCCCGGGCCCCCGCGCCGCCGCCGUGGGCCACGUGCCCGUGGACGACGUGUGGUUCACGCUGGACACGCAGUACUUGGUGCUGGAGCUGGGCGAGGCGCUGCGGCCCCGGAGCCGCUACGAGCUGCGGCUCAGCUUCUCCGGCCAGCUGUACCAGGACACCCGGGAGGGGCCCUUCCUCAACGUCUACACCGACCAGGGCGAGCGCAGAGUCCUGUUAGCAUCCCAGCUGGAACCAACAUUCGCCAGGAAUGUCUUUCCUUGUUUCGAUGAGCCGGCUCUGAAGGCGACCUUCACUAUUACCCUCAUUCACCACCCGCACUAUGUGGCUCUCUCCAACAUGCCAGUGCUGCGCCAGUCUGUAAAAGAAGAUGUGAACGGAAGCAAGUGGACUGCCACGACCUUUGACACCACGCCGCGGAUGCCAACUUACCUAGCUGCGUUUGCUCUCUGUGACUUUGACCAGGUCAACAGGACAGAAAGAGGCAAGGAGAUACGCAUCUGGGCCCGGAAAGAUGCCAUUGCAAAUGGAGAUGCAGACUAUGCUUUGAACGCCGCAGGUCCCAUCUUCUCUUUUCUGGAGGACUUAUUAAAUAUCAGUUACCCUCUUCCCAAAACAGAUAUAAUUGCCUUGCCUUAUUUUGACAACCACGCAAUGGAAAAUUGGGGACUAAUGAUCUUCGAUGAAUCGGUAUUGCUGCUGCAACCGAACGACCGGCUGACGGAGAAGCGCACUAUGAUCUCCUUCAUUGUCUCCCACGAGAUCAUACACCAGGCAUGUGGUAAAACGUCCCUUCUUACUUCACACGAAGAUGUUCUCCAGCUUCUCUACCACAAUAGAAAAGAAGAGAAAACUCUACCACAUUCCAAAUUCAGGAAAAAAAAAAAAAAAGCAAAUAUUACUCAUGGCAAACUGAGUUUCAGAGAGUUGGCUGGGGUUUACGAGUCACACGACUCCUAUGAGGCCGAGGCAGGAUUUAAACCCAGAGAGCUCUACCCCAGAGCUCUCCCCGUGGCAGGGCUGGAGCAGGCUGAGGACAGGAGCAGCUCUGCCGUCUUUUUUUUAAACAUUUUACAUAGUGUCCUCAAAGAAGAUCAUGCCCUAGUAUCUAGAGCUGUGUCCACGACCCUGGAAAAUUUCACAGAAACGAGUGAAAUUAGUGAAGUCUUUGACCUAUUUUCAUACAGCAAGGGAGCAUCCCUUGCCCAGAUGCUUUGUAAUUUCCUCAGCGAGCGUUUAUUUAUCACUGCAAUAAAGUCCUAUUUGGGAACGUUUUCUUACUCGGGUGCUGAGCAGGAUGAUCUGUGGAGACAUUUUCAAAUGGCUGUAGAUGACCAGAGUAAGAUUGUUUUGCCAACAACAGUAAAACGUAUAAUGGACAGUUGGACACACAAGAAUGGUUUUCCAGUGAUCACUUUAAAUGUAUCUACUGGCAUCAUGAAGCAGGAGCCAUUUUACCCCAGAAAGGUUAAAAAUCAGACUCUUCUGACACGCAAUGACACAUGGAUUGUCCCUAUUCUUUGGAUAAAGAAUGGAACUACACAAUCUCUAGUCUGGCUAGAUAAAAGCAGCAAAGUAUUUCCUGAGAUGCAAGUUUCAGAGGCUGACCACGACUGGGUCAUUUUAAACUUGAAUAUGACUGGUUACUAUAGAGUUAAUUAUGAUAAAUUAGGCUGGAAGAAACUGAGUCAACAGCUCGAAAAAGACCCUAAGGCUAUCCCUGUCAUUCACAGGCUGCAGUUGAUCGACGAUGCCUUCUCCUUGUCAAAACACAAUUAUACUGAGAUUGAGACAGCACUUGAUUUAACCAAGUACCUUGCUGAAGAAGAUGAAAUCGUAGUAUGGCAUGUAGUCUUGGUAAACUUGGAAACCAGGGAUCUUGUUUCUGAUGCGCACAGCAAUGAUAUAUACCCAUUAUUAAAGAAGUACCUAUUGAAGAGACUUAGCUCAAUAUGGAAAAUGUAUUCAACCAUAAUUCGUGAAAAUGUAUUGGCAUUGGAAGAUGACUACUUAGCUAUAAUAUCACUAGAAAAAGUUUUUGAAACUGCCUGUUGGUUGGGCCUUGAAGACUGUCUCCAGCUCUCAAGAGAACUCUUCAGAAAAUGGAUGAAUAAUCCAGAGAUUGAAAUACCUUUUCCAAUUAAAAAUGUGGUUUUAUGUUUUGGCAUUGCCUUGGGAAGCGAUAAAGAAUGGGACUUUUUGUUAAGCGUCUACACUAAUGAAACAGAGGCGGGAGAAAGGUACCGGCUUGCGCAUGCACUGGGCUGCAGUAAGGAGCCGUGGAUACUGAACAGAUAUCUGGAGUAUGCCAUUACUACAUUUCCAUUCACCUUCAAUGAAACGAAUGUAAUUGAAGCUGUGGCAGAGUCUGAACUUGGACGAUACGUCGCGAAGGACUUUCUAGUCAACAAUUGGCGAGCUGUGAGUGAAAGGUACGGCGCGCAGUCACUGGUCACCCUAAUGUACAUCAUCGGGAGAGCCGUGACCACAGAUCUGCAGAUCUCAGAGCUGCAGCAAUUUUUCAGUGACAUGUUGGAAGAACACCAGAAGAUCGCAGUUCAAGCCAAAUUACAGACAAUGAAGAAUGAAAAUCUGAAAAACAAAAAGCAAAUUUCCAGGAUAGCUGAGUGGCUACGGAAAAACACGUAGCCUCUGGCUGCUCCCAACACGCGCCGUGCAUAUUAUCAGUUUGCUCAGAGUCUUGCUUCCAGUACUCCGUGAGUCUGUAACGACUCGCUUUGUUCUUUGUGUUUCCGUCACAUUUACUGCUCGGCGUCCUCUUCCCAUGUCGCCACUUUGGGCCUGUGGCUCAAUGAUAGCCGUGGAUUUGCCAAUUAUUGCUAUAUUUCUUGGGAAGAUUUCACUUCAUGUUGGGCUAUUAACCCACAGAAUUUACCCUAAAUGCCUGGUAAAAACAAAUUUACUUAAGAAGGUCUUGACUGUUCUGUGAAAGCCAGUGGGGUAUUGAAUCAUCGGCCUUAACAAAAAGCACAUUCUUCACUGAGGGAAAUAGGGUUUUGCAAUACUCUAGGGUUUAUUUGGUUGUGUUGAAACAAGUAAUGAGAAAAUAACAUGACAGUAUAACAAAACAGAAACCAGAAAAAAUAACAUUCACUGGAGGUCAGAAAAGCAAAAUUUUAAAAGGAAGAGCAGGGCUGCCCCCAUAGCACAGUACUUAAGGGAGCUGGAUCCCACAUGGCUGCCUGUGGUUCAAAUCCUGCAUGCUGUGGCUUGGGAAA
Messenger RNA from Tupaia belangeri chinensis (Chinese tree shrew), 3356 nucleotides. RefSeq names its product laeverin (gene LVRN). Gene Ontology annotation, cellular component: membrane; cytoplasm. Lineage: Eukaryota; Metazoa; Chordata; Mammalia; Scandentia; Tupaiidae. Gene Ontology annotation, molecular function: zinc ion binding; peptide binding; metalloaminopeptidase activity. The transcript is spliced from 22 exons. The record is from RefSeq and is a predicted model, not a curated record. Gene Ontology annotation, biological process: peptide catabolic process; proteolysis. The coding region runs from base 1 to 2766 and encodes 921 amino acids.